CUCUACCCCUGGUCUCCAACUCCCUCUCCACUGUAUCUCGAAUACAGUAUAUAUGUGUAGAGAGAGAGUGUUUUAGAGAGAGAGAGAGAGAGAGAGAGUGAGAGAAGAUCAUUUUGAGAAAGGAGUAAAGCGAAAACCAUCGACGACAGCUAUAGGCCAGUCCAGUCCAUUGUAGGGUUUUCGUAAAACCGAAAAAAGCAAAAACCUAAAAAUAUCGAAAAAAGGCUUUCUGAAGAAGAAGGAAAGAAUAUAAAUGCAAUAAAAAACCGAAAUGUUGGUUCGGAUUUGAACCGAAAUCCAACGAUCCGUUUCGGGAAUCGAAGAUCUUCGCAUUGAUAUCGCACAGGAUCUGAUUAUUGAGUGCCUAGAAGUAUAUCUGUUUAUAUGAAGGAGGGCAGAGAAGAGAUAGUGCCACUGUAGCAAAACGAAGAUGCAAUCUGACACGCCUCUUGAUUAUGCUGUAUUCCAGCUGUCACCAAAGCGUUCUAGAUGUGAAUUAUUUGUUUCUAGGGCUGGAAACACUGAGAAGCUUGCAUCAGGAUUGGUGAAACCCUUUGUGACUCAUUUGAAGGUUGCAGAAGAGCAAGUGGUAUUGGCAGUUCCGUCAAUUAAGCUUGAAGUUCAAAGACGUAAAAAUGCUGAAACGUGGUUCACGAAAGGAACAGUUGAGAGGUUUGUACGAUUUGUUAGUACACCUGAGGUUUUGGAACUGGUCAAUACACUUGAUGCAGAGAUGUCUCAAUUGGAAGCAGCCCGAAGAAUCUAUUCACAGGGAGGGGGAGAUCAGCUCUCCGGCACAUUGGGUGGGAAUGGAGUCGGAGCCACAGCAGCAGCUGACGCAACAAAGAAGGAACUUCUGAGAGCUAUUGAUGUACGGCUUGAUACAGUUAGGCAGGACUUCACCACAGCUUGUGUUCGUGCUGCAGCUGCUGGUUUUACUCCUGACACAGUCUCCGAACUUCAAUUGUUUGCAAAUCAGUUUGGGGCCGGUCGCUUAAACGAAGCGUGCAGCAAGUUCAUAUCGCUUUGCGACAGACGGCCGGACUUGAUCAGUCCAUGGAAGGCCGGAGACGAUCGAGCCGUUCGAUCUUCCUGCGGGUCGGAUAUGUCCAUCGACGACGACCCGAUAGAAGAACAACAACAACGUGGGUUCCACCAACCCCAGUUCCAUCCCCACGAACAUGACAAGUACGCGACCGGCCGAGAACCAGACGCAAACCAAGAAAAACAAUGCCUCGUUGAGCAAUCAAAAGCCUCCACGUGUCAGCAACCCAAGUCCUCUUUUGUCACCUUCCCUUUACGACGUAGUAGGGAGUCAAGCAUUGAUAAAGACGACGGCAGCGAAAGGGACGGGGCUGUUGAAAAUGAGAAGAAAGAAGAGAGCGUCGAUCAGACCGAGUCAUCGUCAAAGGCUGCUCAGGCCUCCAGGCGACUCAGCGUGCAGGACCGAAUCAACUUAUUCGAGAACAAACAGAAGGAGACUUCUGGUAGUGGUGGCAAGCCCACCGUUGGUAAGUCUCCCGAGCUUCGGAGGCUUUCGUCCGACGUGUCAUCGGUCCCCACUGCAGUCGAGAAGGCCGUGUUGAGGAGAUGGAGUGGUGUUAGCGACAUGAGUAUUGAUUUGAGCGUUGAAAAGAAGGAAAUCGAGAGUCCUCUCUGCACGCCCACCUCUUCCUCGGUUUCUCAGACCAAGUCAGAAGACCGGAAGGGACAUAAUGACACUACAACUUCUGCAAAGCCCAGCAUCAAGAUUGUUACAAGUAAAGUUGGUGAUGAUGGUUUGAAAGAUCAAGCUGAUUCUCAGACACGAAUUGGAGUUACUUCCAACAGAGAAGAGGUGGCUGGGAAGAAGGCAGGGACAGAUUCUGGAUCCCAGUUGACGAAGUCUUCUGGCAGGUUAGAAGAUGCUUCUGAUUCUAAUAAGUGGACCUCCACUUUCGGGAAAGUUGAAAGUGAUGGUUUGAAAGAUCAAACACGUGGUAAGAUUCAGUCAAGGUCAUCAUUGGGCAGGGCUGAGGAUAACUGUUUGAAGGAUCAAGCAACUUCUCAAGCCCAAUUUAGAUCUUUACCUGGUGGGAUAGCAGAGCAGUUUAGCUCGAGGGAUCGAGGAAAAUUCAAUGGAACUAAGGAGGAAGUAGCAUCUGUGACAGAAGUUACUAGGCUGGAAGACCGUGCUGCUCCUCAAACCCAAUUUGGAGCUUUUGCAAGCAGAGGCACUGACGUUAGACCUGCUGGUGAAUCAUGUCAACUUCCACAUGGUGAAUUUUUGAACAAAGUGGAAGAUGUUGGAUCGAGAAAUCCGUCAGCUUUGCAAUCGCGUAUUAGAGCCCCUGUGAGGACAGCAGUGGACUCUACGCAAUUGGAAGGUAGCUCUGGUCUGAAAAAUCACGAACCCUUCGGCUCUCAGUAUAAAGAGACUGAUGUUGAUUUAAUAGCUUCUCAGCCCCGGUGGAGAUCCUUGGGAGAAGUUGAGGAAGUGAAGAAGAAAGACUUGCUGUCAUCUGAGAAUCAAGUGGAAGAUUCUGGACUCCAAAGAAUGAAGUUCCAGAAACAGGUUUCUGGCUCUGAACAGAUCAAGAAGUCACAGGGUAGAAGAGAUGAAAGCACUUCUCGUUAUGGAAGUGGCAAGAUGUUCUUCUCUGGUAAAAUGGUUUUGGAAGGUCAGGAGGGCUUUGUUUCAACUCCGGCGACACCCAUAGAGCAAGUUCAGCGGGUAAGGCAGUCUAAAGGGAACCAGGAACUCAAUAAUGAGCUGAAAAUGAAAGCAAAUGAGCUUGAAAAACUUUUUGCAGAGCAUAAGCUUCGGGUUCCUGGCGAUCAGUCCAAUUCUACAUGGAGAAGCAAGAAUGCUGAGAUGCAGGGUGAACAGGUAGCAAGUUUAUCGUACAGAAAACCAGCGGCAGAUAUUGCUCCUGCUCAGUUGCCUGACAAGAGCACAAUGUCUGAUGAUGCUGAGAGUUCAAGUAAUGUGACCAAGUUCAAUGCUAGCCCUUUGAUGAAGAUGGUAGACAAUCAGGAUUAUGGUGAUUCUCUAAAGCAGAAUUUCUCUGAGUUUGGUUUCUCAGAUGAUUCUAGAGGAAAAUUCUAUGUUAGGUAUAUGCAGAAAAGGGAUGUAAAACUGACGGAAGAUUGGAGUUCUAAAAGAGCGGAGAAAGAAGCCAAGAUGAAGGCCAUGCAGGAUAGCCUUGAGAGGAGUAGAGCCGAGAUGAAGGCCAAGUUUUCAGGGUCUGCAGAUAGACAGAAUUCAGUAUUUAAUGCUCGUCAACAUGCUGAAAGGCUCAGAUCCUUCAAUACUCGGUCAACUAUGAAGAGGGAGGAGCCAUUAGAUUUUGCACAGAGUGAAGAUGAUGAUGAUCUGUCCGAAUUUCCAGAACAGAAACCUUAUUAUCAUGAUAGGUCUUUUGGUGAGACAUCUUUAGGGGAUGGUUUUUCUAGAAGCACCCAAAGUAAGAAGCUUUUUCCCAGUAGAAAUUUGUCUUCAUCCACUCCUCGCAGCUCAGCAUCACCAAUUCCAAGGUCAGCUGUCAAAGCUUCUAACUCCAAUCCUGGGAGGCGAAGAAUGCAAUCUGAGAAUCCUCUUGCGCAGUCAGUCCCCAACUUCUCUGACUUGAGAAAAGAAAACACCAAGCCUUCUUCUGGAGUUAGCAAAACAACCGCACGUCCAUUGAGGAACUAUGCUCGCAGCAAAAGCAUCAGUGAAGAGAUACCCCUUGUCAAGGAAGAGAAGCCACGUCGGUCACAUUCAUUGAGAAAAAGUUCUGCAAGUCCUACCGAGUUCAAGGACAUGUCCCAUAUAAACUCUGAGGGUAUCGAUUUGACGCCAUUAAAGUUUGAUAAACAGCAGAGUGAAGAAAUUCUCUUUGAAAAAUUAACAAAGAAUGUGGAGUCGAAGCCAUUCCUUAGGAAAGGUAAUGGUGUAGGUUCUGGUACUGGGGUGGGUAUUGCCAAGUCGAAGACUUCAAUGGCAUCUGAGACUAUGAAUCAUGAAGACGAGUCCGAUGAGUUGGCCUUUGAGCCACUAGAUUCUAUGGAUGUGGCCGAAGAUGAAGAGGAAGAGCCUGAAACCUUUACAACUGAAGAUCAUAAUAGCAUGAAUAAUGGAGGGCCAAGAUUGAGCCCGGAAUCUGACAAAUUGGGGAAUUCUGUGUUAGAAAAUGGUGAUUCCCUGAUAUCUAUUUCUGAAGUGGAUCCUUCUUUGGUGACUCAAUUGCCUGCUGCUGUGCCUUCCACAUUUCAUGCUGUUGGGUAUUUGCAGGAUUCACCAGGGGAAAGUCCUGUCUCAUGGAACUCGCGCAUGCAUCAUCCAUUUUCUUAUCCUCACGAGACAUCUGAUAUUGAUGCCUCUGCAGACUCUCCAAUUGGGAGCCCUGCAUCAUGGAAUUCACACUCUCUUAAUCAGACGGAGGCUGAUGCAGCCAGAAUAAGGAAGAAAUGGGGAAGUGCUCAGAAACCUACUCUUGUUGCUAAUGUUUCCCAUAACCAAUCCCGCAAGGAUGUGACAAAAGGAUUUAAGCGGUUACUAAAAUUUGGAAGGAAAACUCGUGGGACAGAAAGUUUGGUUGACUGGGUUUCUGCUACAACUUCUGAAGGAGAUGAUGAUGCUGAAGAUGGACGAGAUCCUGCCAAUCGAUCGUCAGAAGAUCUGAGGAAGUCGAGAAUGGGAUUCUCCCAGGGCCAUCCUUCUGAUGAUAGCUUCAAUGAAAGCGAGUUUUUCAGUGAGCAAGUUCAAGCCUUGCAUAGUUCUAUCCCAGCACCUCCAGCCAAUUUCAAACUAAGGGAGGAUCAUUUGUCUGGAAGCUCAAUAAAAGCCCCACGAUCUUUCUUUUCUCUCUCGUCAUUCCGAAGCAAGGGAAGCGACUCGAAACCUAGGUAACUUUCUCAGAGGGAAAUGUCUGGAGCUCAAUUGAUUGGGAUCAUCUUCAAUGAUAAGGUGUAAAGGAUGAUGAUGAUAUAUAUAAAUAGCAAAUGAUUGAGGUAGGCACCAUACGACUAUCUGUUAUAGUUCUAUUGUGGCUAUAUGUAUAUCUGUGGAUUUGAGGCCUUCCUCACGAUUUAGAUUUCUGAUAGUUUUUAUUGAGAAAUAUGUGUUGUAUAUUGUAUUGAAAGGUCACCAAUUGGCGGAAUGUUAUCAUGUUUUUGGUAGUCAAAGCAUUCUUUUUUUCUUUUUGUUAAUUCUCAUUUGUACUAGGCACGUGUGAUGUAUAUCAGGACUUCUGUUAAAAUCAAAAUAUUGACGAUUAGAAGAAUGAGGUGAUUAUGCGUUGUAAUAGCAUAUAAAUGGUAGUUACCCUCGUAUUCUUCUUCUUCA
Molecule: messenger RNA, 5308 nt
Organism: Cornus florida
Lineage: Eukaryota; Viridiplantae; Streptophyta; Magnoliopsida; Cornales; Cornaceae
Exons: 11
Coding region: 431-4873 (1480 amino acids)
Source: RefSeq, a predicted model, not a curated record